AUGGCUCCGAGUGACAUGCGUCGCCUGGCACCUGUGACGGCCGAGGAGACUGACCUUGCCUUCCGUGACAUCUGGGGAACGUCAACAGGCUGGAAGACGAUCAAAGGCUGGGACGAGUGUGGCAGAAUCAUUUCUCGCGCAUCGCAGCGUUUCCUCAUCGGACUUCCCUCGAGUCGCAACGAAGCGAUGCUCGAAACCUCUAGGCUGUAUGCGAAUGCUCUCCUUGUGGGUGGAGCCAUCAUAAACUGCUUCCCGCCAUGGAUGCGGUGUGUCGUGGCGCCGCUGAUCGCCAUACGCGCCCGGUACUUUCAAGCACGUUAUGUGAAGAUGCUGGUCCCCGUGGUUGAAGAACGUAUCCGUCAGUAUGAAGCUGGACUGUACAAGGAGAGAGAUGAGGUACGUAAAGAUGACUUUCUCCAUCGAAUGAUUCCCAUGUGUGCGAAAGAUGCCGAACAGCUCAACGCCGAACGCAUUGCUUUGCGCAUAGCAAGCCUCCUCACCCCGCUCAUAUUCGCCAUUUGUUACGUGUUCGCGCACUGCGUCCUAGACAUUCAUAGUAGCCAUGAUAGGGUUGAAAUCCUCGCCGGUCUCGAAGAAGAAUGCAGACGCGUCUCUGCUGAAUUCGGAGGCCUCAACUCGAGUGCUUCCCUGGAUGCCCUGAAACGUAUUGACUCAACUAUCAGAGAGUCCAUGCGUGUCUCGGACGUGAUGGUCACUAACAUAUUCCGCGACGUCACAUCUGGCGUGGUAGACGUCGGCAAUGGGCUCCGCGUGGGGCCUGGUGUGCGCAUGCUAUUCCCUACCCAGGAUAUCCACAUGGACCCGGACAACUACGACGACCCGACACGAUUCGAUGCAUUCCGGUUCUCCCGUCCUUUCCAAGAUAAGGAAAACCUGGGUGAUGGAUCCGAAGAGCAAGAGUUCAUCACCACCCCGACGCCGACGUUCAUGCCUUGGGGUUACGGCAGACAUGCCUGCCCUGGCAGGUAUUUCGCGGCGCAGUCAAUGAAGCAGGCGCUUUCUUAUCUGGUACUCAACUACGAUGUCGAGUUGGUAGGUCCCCGGCCUAAAAGGAAGGCUCUCUUGAAUAUGAUGAUUCCGCCUGUGGAUGCGAAGAUUAGGAUACGACGAAAGGCCUAA
Paraphaeosphaeria sporulosa is the source of this 1140-nucleotide messenger RNA. RefSeq names its product putative Ent-kaurene oxidase. The record is from RefSeq and is a predicted model, not a curated record. The transcript has 2 exons. Lineage: Eukaryota; Fungi; Ascomycota; Dothideomycetes; Pleosporales; Didymosphaeriaceae. The coding region runs from base 1 to 1140 and encodes 379 amino acids. Gene Ontology annotation, molecular function: heme binding; monooxygenase activity; iron ion binding.